AGCCCAGCUAUUACACAUGCUCCACAUGCAAGACCCGUUACACAUCGGCAUGGCGUUUGAUUCAACAUGUACAGCAUUCACACGGUGUUAAAAUUUAUGUUGAGUUGUCUGCCUCUUCGUCUCCACAUUCCAGCUCACUGACGAAUCCUGCGCCAUCGACUUCGCCACUAUCAACUACCCAUCCACAAUCAUCAUCCAUGCCUGUAGUUGUAUCGACGCCGACAAUAACCUCUGCAACAUCAACGACGCAGCAGCCAUCCACCGCAUCUUCUCUAUAUCCGCCCAUCAGUCAUCAAACACAAAAAUCAGAUAAUUCGAGUACAAACGGCAACUUAAGUAGCAAUAGUGGCGGAGGUGGAGCCGGAAGUGGUAGUGGAGCUGGCCCGGUCAUACCAACGGUGGCUUGUAGUGGUCACUCAAAUGCUGUUCAACAGCAGCAACAACAAAUCCAACAACAACUUCAACAGCAUAGGGUAGCUGUAGCUGCCGCCGCUGCAGUUGAGCAGCAUAAGCAACAGCAGCAGCAACAAAGCAAUCUAACAACAGCAAUGCAGAAUGCACAAAAUUUGGCAGUCGCCGCAGCUGCGGGCAUUCGGCACCAUACGCUGUUGCCACCGCCUGAGAUGCAUGCAAAUCCAUUUAACCUUUUGCGAAUGCCUUUACCACCAUCAUUGGGGCAAAACCCUGUAGUUCCUAGUGUCGCACCUCUUUUUUCGCGUCCCCAUCCAGAUCAUUAUAGAAUGGAGCAGCUGGUAUCCGAGCAGUUUAGACAUCAUGGUCUCAAUUUAGCUGCAGCGGCGGUUGCGGCCGCCAAUUCUCUCGGCACGCCACAUUCCGGAGUUUCUCAGUUCAGUCAGGGUACUAAUGCUUCCUCUAGUAAUUCUCUGGAAUCACGGCCGCCUUCGAACAGCAAUAGCCAUCGUGGGUCGGCCCCACCAACACCAUUACCCCCACCACCAAUUAUCAUUCCACAACAGAAUGCCGCAAACCAGGUGGGACCUCAAACUAGCAUGAAUCUUGAGCCCCAGAUGGAUUUUUACUCGCAGCGAUUGCGUCAGCUUGCAGGAACAACAAGUCCUGGGGCUGGAAAUAUUGUUAACUCGAGCUCGCCGAGUCCACGACAAAAGCAAUCGCCACAUUUUGCGAGCCCAUCACCAUCCCAACUACCUCCUACUCCAGUUACAAACAAUACCCGACCACAUUCAUUAACUCCUCCACAUAAGAGUGAUUCAGUGAACCCGGAGAACGAAAAUAUCAACUCUACACCUCGAUCAGCAUCCACGCCACCUUCAAAGCCCAGCCAAGAGAACGCUGCUGUCUUCGCGUGCGCUUAUUGUGAAAAGAAAUUUAGAUUUGAAAAUAACCUGAUUAUACAUCAGAGAACACAUACCGGAGAAAAGCCCUACAAGUGCACAGCCUGUGAAUUUGAAUGCUCGCAUAUCAACAAGCUGAUGAAACAUAUGAGAGUUCAUCGAAGUCCAGAAGAUGGCGCAAGCAAUGCAGGUUCCAUAGAUUCAAACGAUGCAGCUGACUCGGAGGCCGAUGCUGAUGCUGAUCCCGAUGGAGAAGGAGAUGGAGAGGCGGAAAUCGAUGGUGAAGAAGAUAAUAUGGAUGAGGACGGAAUGGAUGAAGAUGAGGAGGACGAGGGCGAGGACGGAGAUGAUAUAGAUUACGAAGCGGAAGAUCUAAGUGUAAGUAACCGAAUCGAUGGAAAAAGUGAAAGCCCAAAAACUACAAGUACCGGGCCAACAUCUCUGGUGGGAGAACUUAUGGAUAAGUUUGGUUUAUCGAAUAUAGCGCAAUACUCCGAGGCCUACAAACAAGCACUACAAGAGUCUGGCAAAUUCAAAUAUUUAACAAAUAAGGAUAGAGACAAUAAUAACUCAAGCAAUUCAGGAAUAUCACAAAUGUCCGACAAAUUAAAUGGUUUCCCUUCUGCGUUACGUCUGCGUGAUGAACUUUCGAAGAACAUUUUCCAGCAGUCACCCCAACCGGAUGGCCCAAGCCAAGUGCCGCUAUUCAAUCCAUUUCAAAACCCUUUUGAGCUGUCGAAGAGAGUCAAAAUGGAUGGCAACGACUGGUGGAAUAUGUCGGCUUUGCAUCGGAAUGACUCACUUUUCGAGAAUCUCAAAAUGAAACCUUUGGGACUUGGCACCGCCAACUCCAUGCUGCACAAUCCCAUGCUUAAAAAGGACAACCGUCAACGCAACGACACUUGCGAAUACUGUGGUAAGGUCUUCAAGAACUGCUCCAAUCUCACUGUACACCGACGUAGCCACACGGGCGAAAAACCAUACAAGUGCGAAUUGUGUUCCUACGCCUGUGCGCAAAGUUCGAAAUUGACGCGUCAUAUGAAGACGCACGGCCGCACCGGUAAGGAUGUUUAUCGUUGCCGUUUCUGUGAUAUGCCCUUUAGCGUGCCGUCAACACUGGAAAAGCACAUGCGCAAAUGUGUGGUCAACCAAGGUAAGGCGGCAGCUGCAGCAGCAAAUGCCGCCAACGCUGUAGCGGCGGCGCAAGCGGCAGCAGCCGCUCAACAUCUCCAAUCACAGUUGCCAACACAAUUAUCACCUGCAAGCUCACUCUCAUCAUUCCCAUCGCAAUUUGUUGGCAUCAGCGGCAGCAACUCUGGCAACAAUAUCUCACUGCCCGGCAGCAUUAGUGGCGAUAACGACACGAGUCUGCCCAAUAGCCUCCCAACACACCACAUCACUCUGAAGGAGGAGGCAUGACUUUUCCCCUCUUGGAUUGGUAACACAAACAGCGGCCCGGAAGGCGCUAUGAAUUACAGUCUACACCAUCAACACCUGCCAACACGCCUGCUACCGCCGCACCUGUCACAGUCGCCGCAUCAGCAUCAGCAUCAACUUUCUUACGAUCCGCGCCUUCAGCAGCAGCAA
Molecule: messenger RNA, 2900 nt
Organism: Ceratitis capitata (Mediterranean fruit fly)
Lineage: Eukaryota; Metazoa; Arthropoda; Insecta; Diptera; Tephritidae
Gene: Cph
Product: B-cell lymphoma/leukemia 11A-like
Biological process (GO): regulation of transcription by RNA polymerase II
Cellular component (GO): nucleus
Molecular function (GO): RNA polymerase II cis-regulatory region sequence-specific DNA binding; DNA-binding transcription factor activity
Source: RefSeq, a predicted model, not a curated record